GGUCAUUUUUAUUAUAAUUAGUUGGGUCACAAAAGUAGCUAUCAUCAUCACCAGUCGCCUCACAGUUCUUUCAGUUGAUUCCACAGGCGCACUGUUUGAACUAAGAACGUAAAUAGUUGGUGGCUGUUUUAUCGGAGAAGAGUAAUACCUGUGCGAAAAAUAUGGCCAGCAGUUCAGAACCAGCUGAUGAAACCACACCGGAGGAGCGAGCGAAACAGGUGACAGCCUGGCUUCGCAGAAUACUCGAAAGAAGCGUCAGAGAGGACCUGGACGAUAAUGCGUUCGUCACCUUGUACAAGCUAAUGAAACUCCAAGAGGCUGCAGAAGAGGACGCAUGGAGACGAAUCAAAGUUCUGAAAGAACGGACCAAGUUCUUCAACGAAAAAUCUGAAAAUCUCGAGGCUGGUCUUCGAGCUGGAAAAAUUGCGCCAGACCAACUACCUGAAGAAGCACGCGAGAUUGUUAAGACUCACGCCACUGUAGCAGUUCUUCUAGGAGUCGAAGACUCGCAACCUGAAAGCUUUGAAGAAAAGUUUGAAGGGCUUUUCCAGCAAUCUGAAGAACUGGAGGCCAGGCAGUCGAAGCUGCAAGCCAGCGUUGAAAAUCUGAAACAGCUUGAGAAGAGGAUGGAGCAGCAUUUGACGGAUGCGGCUAUCACGUACAAGCAUAUGACAGCAGCUGAUGAAGAAUACAGGUUCAGGAGGUGGCAAAGAGCUGUGAGGAAGUUAAAGUUUAAACAAAGGAAGGCAAUGGAACAGAAGAGCAGGAGACAGAAAUUGGCAGAGUUAACUCAAACUCUUUCACUUUCCAAGAAACUCCGCAGCCUUCAGCUACGGGUAAAGAAUGUUGACAGGAAGCUGCCUGUCACUGACCUGCCGCCGGACAAAGAUGCCAUAAGGAAGAUUAUUGAGCGAAAGAAAGUGGAGGUUGAAAUGAGUGAGACGGUCUUGACGAACAACUUAAUCAGACAAAGGGGGGCACACUUGGACAAGAAUGAGGAUUAAGAUGGGGUGGCAUGAGUACUUACAUGUGAUGCAUGAAAAAUGAGAUUAUAAUAAAAUAAAAAGGUUUGAGACUUUCAUGAAGCUGUACUAAUAGUUUCUCAAACGUAGUAAAACUAUUCUUAAAAGAACAGUACGACCGCAAUGUCAUGAAGAAGCGU
This is a messenger RNA of Rhipicephalus sanguineus (brown dog tick), 1162 nucleotides long. RefSeq lists its product as uncharacterized. Gene Ontology annotation, biological process: spindle assembly. The transcript has 9 exons. The coding region runs from base 162 to 1004 and encodes 280 amino acids. The record is from RefSeq and is a predicted model, not a curated record. Gene Ontology annotation, cellular component: HAUS complex; cytosol. Lineage: Eukaryota; Metazoa; Arthropoda; Arachnida; Ixodida; Ixodidae.